Molecule: messenger RNA, 2241 nt
Organism: Sapajus apella (tufted capuchin)
Lineage: Eukaryota; Metazoa; Chordata; Mammalia; Primates; Cebidae
Gene: CCDC17
Product: coiled-coil domain containing 17
Source: RefSeq, a predicted model, not a curated record
UCCCCUUGGAGAAGCACUUGCAAAGCAGAGUUUGAGGACUCAGAUACCGAAACCAGUAGCAGUGAGACAUCAGAUGACGAUGCCUGGAAGUCUUGGCUGAUUUCAGGAAACUGGUCCCAUCCAUGGACUCCCACUCUGGGGAGCCAGAGCUCCUUCUCUGUGGGACCUGUGACAUGGUUUUCCGCUCCUCAGCUCUGUUAGCCACUCACACACAGCGCUUCUGCAUUGGCCACCCGACCCAAGAGACAACAUUUGGAGCACAGGCCUCAGUUGACACUGAACUCCAGCAGGCUGCGGUAAGGGCCUCUGUGGCCAUGGGUGGGGAUUGAAAGGAGCAGGACCUUACAAUUCCUCAUCCUACUACACCUUGUCCCCAGGUUGUGCCACAAGAACUCCAGGGCCUCCCAGACCAGCAGACCAGUAAAUCUGCUCUAAAGAGUUUAGCAGAGGAGGUGCAGUGGCUGCGGCUGUCCCUACAGGAAAUGUGGCCCCGGAUAACAGAGGUCCCCAGGGCGUCCGCGCGGCCCUGGACGCGUUCCGAGGCGCAGCCUCAGAGCCCCUUGUCGGAGGCGAUGGGAAGCCCCAGCGAGCGGCUGCGGGCGCUGCUCAGAACUCGCGCAAGGCGCGUGGUGGAGACAGACGCUCAGAGCCGGGCCCUGCAGCGACGCGGCGAGGAACUGAGCCAGCGCCUCCAAGGUGUGGCCCGCCUAUCUGUCCUGGAGCGGGAGAUUCGGGAACUCCAAGCUGAGGCCGGGCGGAGGCAGGGAGUUCUAGAGGUGUUGGGAACCCGCGUUCAAGAGCUGCAGACGGAGACAGGGACCACACAGAACUCCAGGCGAGAGACAGAACUCUAUUGUCCAGUGUUAAAGGCCAAUCUGGGAACUCUGGCUGCCGAAAUCUGGGCCCUGCGGGAGGCCUACAUUCAAGGUGGAGGCCGGGACCCCGGCUUGCUGGGCCAGAUGUGGCAGUUGCAGGUGGAGGCAUCAGCACUGGAGUUGCAGCGGUCGCAGACCCGCGGAGGAAGGGCAGGUGCCUCCUCAGGGGAGCUUCCAGUAGUGGAGGCUGAAAACCGGCACCUGGAGGCAGAAAUCUUGGCCUUGCAAAUGCAGAGGAGUCAGGCACCCUUGGGGCCCCAGGAUCUGCGACUCUUGGGAGGUCCCAGCCAUCGACUGAAGGGCAGGAGAAAUCCCCCACUCCUCCCACCGCCGCCGGUGGCACCUCCGCUGCCACCACGUCCAGGCUUCAGGGAGCCACAGCUUCCUGGAACAAUGACCAGAAACUUGGGCCUGGAUCCAUACUUUCUCCUGCCUACAUCGGACGUCCUGGGCCCUGCACCCUACGAUCCUGGGGCUGGGCUGGUCAUUUUCUAUGAUUUUCUGCGGGGCCUUGAAGCUUCCUGGAUUUGGGUGCAGCUAAGGACUGGCUUGGCACGCGAUGGAAAGGAUACAGAAGGGACCACAGCAUUGCCCCCAGCCCUUUGCCUGCCCCCACCUCCCACUCCCGGGCCCACGGGCAACUGUGCCAUCCUUGCUAGCAGGCAACCUGUGCCCAGACUGCCACCCUCACCAUCAGUAUCAUUGGUCUGUGAGCUGCAGGUCUGGCAGGGGCUGGCAUGGACUAGGGCACCACGGCCAAAGGCUUGGGUCUCACUUGGGCUAUUUGACCAAGAUCAGCGGGUGCUAAGUGGCCGGUGGCGCCUCCCACUUCGGGCCCUUCCUCUAGACCCUAGCCUUAGCCUUGGGCAGCUGAAUGGGAUUCCUCAGGCAGGUCAGGCUGAGCUCUUUCUGCGGCUGGUAAAUGCAAGAGAUGCAGCUGUCCAGGAACUGGCAGAGAUCAAUCCAGCAAGUGUCUAUGAGUACCAGUACCCACCUCCGGUGUCCAGCACAUCUUCACUGGAAGCCAACUUCUUUACUCCCACAGUUGGAUUUGCUGAUCCCCCACCUCCUACAGAAGAGCCCCUCAGUGGCAUCAAGAGAGAUGAGGGUUUGGGCCCUCACCAGUUCUGACUUGCCCCAGUGAGUUUCUGAACAUAUACAUGACUGGGGACUAGAUGGUGGCCUAUUUGCAGACCUACAGCUUUACUGCUCCAUGUUCUGACAUUGGGUCUAGAAGCAACUUGCAGUUGAGAAUACGAGCUCCAACCAUAGCUUUACCAUCAUCUCCCACAAGUCCUUAAUUUUUCUGUACCUCUUCUGUUUUUUUUUUUAAAGCAGACUAAGGAUUAAAUGAGUUUGUCAGGUA